GGUAAGGCGGGUCCAUUCUUGUUCCGCUUGACGAAUGCGGCUGCCAUGUCGGACAUCUUCUCCUGAAGGUCCUUAUCGAUCUCAUCGACAGAGAGCGUGAACUUCGCGCCGUCGACAUCGCGCAGGACACGGUUCGUAAAGUCGUAGAUGUCCACUCGGUCAUUAGUGGGGUUCGCUGGGACCUGGGUGGCUUUGGCGGUCACUUCGGAUUGCUUGGCUAGCAUAGCUAACGUGGUCUCUGACUUCUUGCGAGAGUGGGUUCUCAUGAAGCUCUCGCGAUCGAAGUUCACUUCGUCGACAGCCGUCUGCAGAACUGCCUGCAUGGCGGUAUCGUCGGCGGUAGGCAUCUUACCGGUCGCCUCUCUUUCUAGCACUCCGCCUGGGUGCUUUCUUUCGGUCGGCGAUCGUACACCUGUGUAGCGACCGCGGGGUUCUGUUCUUUUCCGGGGGAUAUUCUU
Messenger RNA from Lasiosphaeria miniovina, 458 nucleotides. RefSeq lists its product as uncharacterized. NCBI's taxonomy places the organism in Eukaryota, Fungi, Ascomycota, Sordariomycetes, Sordariales, Lasiosphaeriaceae. The record is from RefSeq and is a predicted model, not a curated record. Bases 148 to 420 code for a protein of 90 amino acids. The transcript has a single exon.